This is a messenger RNA of Acomys russatus (golden spiny mouse), 4940 nucleotides long. RefSeq names its product RIMS binding protein 2 (gene Rimbp2). Bases 80 to 4009 code for a protein of 1309 amino acids. Gene Ontology annotation, biological process: neuromuscular synaptic transmission. The record is from RefSeq and is a predicted model, not a curated record. The transcript is spliced from 19 exons. Gene Ontology annotation, molecular function: protein binding. NCBI's taxonomy places the organism in Eukaryota, Metazoa, Chordata, Mammalia, Rodentia, Muridae.
GGGAGCAGAGAAAGCGUGCUUUACUGCAGUGCAUGCUGGUGGGCAAUGGUACUCAGGGGCCUCCCUGUCCCCACAGCAUAUGCGAGAGGCUGCUGAACGGCGGCAACAGCUGGAGUUGGAGCAUGAGCAAGCCCUGGCUAUCCUCAAUGCCAAGCAGCAAGAGAUCCAACUUCUGCAGCAGGCUCAGGUUGAAGCUAAGAGAGAGCACGAAGGUGCCGUGCAGCUGUUAGAGUCCAAGGUCCGAGAGCUGGAAGAGAAAUGCCGUGUUCAGAGUGAGCAGUUUAACCUGUUGUCCCGGGACCUGGAGAAGUUCCGGCAACACACUGGGAGUAUUGAUCUGCUGGGCAGCAGCUCAGUGGCCUUGCUGGAUGUCCCCUUGGCCCCUGGCAAGCCUUUCCCACAGUACAUGAAUGGACUAGCCACCUCCAUCCACAAAGGGCAUGAGGGCCCCACUGGACACUACUCUGUGAUUGGUGACUAUAUCCCGCUGUCUGGGGACAAGCUGGGCCCUCCGUAUGUGAAGCCCUCUUUCCUGUUGCGAUCCAGCAGCCCAAGAUGCAGAUUUGAGUCCGAGAUGGACAAUGACCGGAACUCCAACAACUCCAAGCAGAGCAGCUCGGGGAAGGUGCACCUGUGUGUCGCCCGCUACAGUUACAACCCCUUCGAUGGACCCAACGAGAACCCGGAAGCUGAGCUGCCUCUCACAGCUGGAAAGUACCUCUACGUCUAUGGGGACAUGGACGAGGACGGGUUCUACGAAGGAGAGCUUCUGGAUGGGCAGAGGGGCUUGGUGCCCUCCAACUUUGUGGAUUUUAUCCAGGACAAUGAGUCGCGGUUGGCUGGUACUCUGGGGAGUGAACAGGACCAGAACCUUCUCAAUCACUCCGGCAUCAGCCUGGAGCGUGACAGCAUCCUCCACCUUCACUCCCCAACUCAUGUGGACUCGGGCAUCACCGACAACGGUGGGGGGACUCUGGACAUGAACAUUGACGACAUCGGAGAAGACAUUGUGCCUUACCCAAGGAAAAUCACCCUUAUCAAACAGCUUGCCAAAAGUGUCAUCGUGGGCUGGGAGCCCCCCGCUGUGCCACCUGGCUGGGGCACCGUGAGUAGCUAUAACGUGCUGGUGGACAAGGAGACACGCAUGAGCCUCGCCCUGGGUAGGAGAACUAAGGCGCUAAUCGAGAAGCUCAACACAGCUGCCUGCACCUACCGCAUCUCCGUGCAGUGUGUCACGAGCCGGGGCAACUCUGACGAGCUGCAGUGCACGCUGCUGGUGGGCAAGGAUGUAAUAGUGGCACCAUCCCAGCUGCGCGUGGACAACAUCACACAGAUCUCUGCCCAGCUCUCGUGGCUGCCUACCAACAGUAACUACAGCCAUGUCAUCUUCCUCAACGAGGAGGAGCUGGACGUCGUGAAGGCAGCCAGGUACAAGUAUCAAUUCUUCAACCUCAGGCCUAAUAUGGCCUACAAGGUGAAGGUCUUGGCUCAGCCGCACCAGAUGCCCUGGCAGCUGCCUCUGGAACAGAGGGAGAAGAAGGAAGCCUGCGUGGAGUUCUCCACGCUGCCUGCAGGGCCCCCGGCCCCACCACAAGAUGUCACCGUCCAAGCCGGGGCCACCGCCACCUCUGUUCAGGUCUCCUGGAGGCCCCCUGCGCUGACUCCCACUGGGCUGUCCAAUGGAGCAAAUGUCACAGGAUAUGGCGUAUAUGCCAAAGGGCAGAGGGUGGCUGAGGUCAUAGCCCCCACAGCAGAUGGCACAGCAGUGGAGCUGGUCCGGCUGCGGAGCCUGGAGGCUAAGGCUGUGAGUGUGCGCACCCUGUCCGCACAGGGAGAGUCCAUGGAUUCUGCCCUCGCUGCCAUCCCCCCUGACCUCCUGGUGCCUCCAGCCCCCCACCCGAGGACUGCUCCCCCACCAAAGCCAUUAGCAAGUGACAUGGAUACCAAAGACCAACACCUGGGUCCCCACGUCAAAGUGGAUGAGUCCUGGGAGCAGAGCCGGCCACCUGGCCCUGCACAUGGCCACAUGUUGGAACCACCUGACAUGCACAGUGCUGGCCCAGGCAGAAGGUCACCCUCACCUAGCCGGAUCCUCCCUCAGCCACAAGGAGCCCCUGUGUCGACCACCGUCGCCAAGGCCAUGGCCCGUGAAGCUGCACAGAGGAUGGCUGAGAGCAACAGGUUAGAGAAAAGGAGUCUCUUUCUGGAGCAAAGCAGUGCUGGGCAGUAUGCCAACUCCGACGAGGAGGACGGCUAUGCCUCUCCUGAGGUCAAGAGGAGAGGCACGUCUGUGGAUGACUUCCUGAAAGGGUCAGAGCUGGGCAAGCAGCCCCACUGUUGCCAUGGAGAUGAGUACCAUACAGAGAGCAGCCGGGGGUCAGACCUUUCGGACAUCAUGGAGGAGGAUGAGGAAGAGCUAUACUCAGAGAUGCAGCUGGAGGAUGGGGGCCGACGUCGGCCCAGUGGUACCUCUCACAACGCCCUCAAGGAAUGCCAUAAGGCUAGGAGCUUGGAAGGCGCUUUCCUGGAGCAGCCCGAGUUCCCCCAACAGCCCCAUCGCAGUAAGAGACUGUUCAGUAUCCCCGAGGUAGCUGAGGAGGACACGGAGCAUGGCGAGCCGCUGCUCAGGCAGGGCAUGGGGUCCUCCAGAGCCAGGGCCUUGUUGGCCAUGGAGCGUGGGCCAGUGCGGUCCUGUUGGGGACAUCCAGUCCUACAAGGAUCCUGGUUCCCUGCAGAGCACAGGGGCCCAGGCAUCCAUAUGGAGGAUCUCUUUCUGGAAGACAGAGGCUGUCGGUUCAGCCGCUCGGCCACCAGGAGCCCGGACAGUGGUUUGGACUGUGGCAGUGAGGAGGAGGAGUCUCGAUUUAGUUUCAGGAGCACCUCGGCCAAGUGCAGUCCAGGCCCUGGUCACUGUCCCUGUAGGAGAAGCCCAAGGCCCCUGCUGGCCCGGAGGCGGACGCUGACCCGACAGAGCAGCAUCGAAGAGGACUUUGGGGAGCAGGUGGACCUCAGUGACGUGAUCAGGAGCGAUGACACCCAGCCCAGCCCGGAGAGGCCCAUGCCCAGGAGGGAUGGCUGGGACGAGGCCAGCGACCACGACGAUUUUCGGGGUGUCUGGAGGAAAAGCUCAGCCAUGCCCAACAGUAGGGCAGCUGAGCGCCUCGCACAGUCUCCUCCCCAAGUGGCAGACGGCCCUUUGAUUUUAGGAAACUCUGCUUUGAUGGGACGAGCAGACCGGAUGGAUCAUGUGAGCCGAAGGUAUCCACACGGCGGCGGAGGUCCUCAGAGGCACCGGCCGACAAUGGCGCCAUCCAUUGAUGAAUACACUGGGCGAGACCGCCUUUCUCCAGACUUCUAUGACGAGUCUGAAACGGACCCUGGUACCGAGGAGCUCCCGGCCCGCAUCUUUGUGGCUCUGUUUGACUACGACCCCCUCACCAUGUCCCCAAACCCUGAUGCUGCAGAAGAGGAGCUUCCCUUCAAAGAAGGACAGAUCAUCAAGGUAUACGGAGACAAAGACGCAGAUGGCUUCUACCGUGGAGAGACCUGCGCCCGGCUUGGCCUCAUUCCCUGUAACAUGGUCUCCGAGAUCCACGCGGAUGAUGAGGAGAUGAUGGACCAGCUGCUGAGACAAGGCUUCCUCCCCCUGAAUACACCUGUGGAGAAAAUAGAGAGAAGUAGAAGACGUGGCCGGGGCCACUCUGUGCCCACGCGGAGGACGGUGGCGCUCUACGACUACGAUCCGAGGGAAAGCUCCCCCAACGUGGACGUUGAGGCUGAACUUCCGUUCUGCACAGGAGAUAUUAUUACUGUUUUUGGUGAAAUUGAUGAAGAUGGAUUUUAUUAUGGAGAGCUGAAUGGGCAGAAAGGCCUGGUGCCUUCCAACUUCCUGGAAGAAGUGCCUGAUGAUGUGGAGGUCCACCUUUCUGAUGCUCCGCCCCACUACUCCCAUGACCCACCUAUGCGCUCCAAGGCCAAAAGGAAGAAGAGUGUUCAUUUCACACCCUAAUCAGGCAUGUAGCCUUCACGUAAGUGAGCAACCGAAGACACCUUAGAUACCGGCUUAAGCUACCCUAAGCGGACAGCGCGGUAGUCUUAAGACUUCAAUGUGGGCUUAAAGAGAGAGAGAGAGAGAGAAAGAAAGAAAUAUGUCUCAAAACACCCAUUGGACCUAAAGUAUUAGGCUAUCUCACCUGGUAACGGUUGCCCGGCAACUGGAUUCAUAGUGAAACGAAGCAUCUCGAACAAUCAUUUUUUAAAAUAUGUCCAUUGAGAAUAUGGGCAAGGCCAACCUUGGGAACAUAUUUCUUAAAGGUGUUUGUUUACACAGAGUGCGCCAGCGUGUACUCACAGGGAGAGCUGCCUAUUGCAUUGUCAGCUGCCCUCGGUUAAAAAGCACAACCGGAUCCAUGUGUUUACUGUAGCAAGUUUGAUGUGUGAUAGUAGCCAAGACAAAACUUCAAUCCCAGAUCAAGCCCUGAGGGGUGGCCUUAGCUCUGGGCAUACCAAAGCUGGCCGGAACACCCAGGGGCAGCCCCUUGACCUUAGGAGGAGGUGUUCCCUCUCCUCAAAGUGUGAUUAUUCAGAGCUCACGGAGGUGCGAGAGAGGUGCUGGCACGCCAAUGCAAUACUGUCUCCUGACUUGGCAGCUCCCAUGACUGCACUAGCUGGCCCCAUGGUAUCUUCAGGUGUGCUUUGGGUGCACCCCUAGGUGUUCUCCAUUAGAGUUAGACCUUGAUUUUAAAUCCAAGCAAGCUUGGGGCCCCCUUGCCUUGUAUGGUAUGCCCACUGUAUACCAUGUAUGAGUGCCCAGCUCUCACUUGCCAAGUUUUGCUCCGGGGAGUUCAGUGAACCAGAGGCCUGGCAAUUCCUGGCCGUGCUCAGGCGUGCAUGCAUCUAGCUGCAGAAUAAAGUGAAAUUGGCACUCAAAGCCCCUGAGU